GGGAUUGAAGCCCCACAGCUCCACUCGACCAGAGACAAACAAAACACCCUCGACAUGGGCUCAGAGUGUUCUAGGCUGUGUGUUAGUCGUCCAUUGCAUCGUUCCCAGGUGCCAUAUUUCACUGUGCUUUUCCCCAUCUUUCACCCAGCUAGCUUGCGCUGCCUCUCACAAAUCGCCCACUCCCUCCAAGCCUUACCCUUCGAAAACGUGCAAUUCCCAAGCAAUAGCUCACCUCAUUCAAUUCUGCCCCGGCCAAAGCGAUGAAAGAACACGCAGCACACUGGCAGCUUGCACUGCUAGGCGCGGAAUUCUGGAACGACGUGGAGACGAGAAACCAGCCUGUCCACGACCUCAUUGAUACGGUUCAUGACCAAACUCUCCAUACCCGUUUCCCGUUCAACCUUGUUAGUGAGGAAAACAGCCGUGCCCGGUCACUUACUGCCGGAGCUGGAGCUGCAGCCGGAGCUGGAGCUGGAAGUGCUGGUGACAGAGCUCCUUCCCCGGACGUUGUUGACAGCAACAACACUUCCUCCAAUUCUUCAGACAAGCCGCGGCGCCGUCGCCGCUACAGCAUGAGCGAUGUCUUUACCAGAAUCACCGCAUCCAAUACCCCAGAACUGACCCUGACCAUGGCCGGAUCGCGCAAGGCCGAGCGUGCGAAGCGUUCGCGCUCCGAGAGCCGGACUCGCUCCCAGGAGCAGCAGUCACCGCAGCAGCAGCAGCAGCCUCAGCCAUUUAGCCGGUCCUCCAGCACAGCGUCCAACAGGAACAACCAAAGCACCGCCUCGCUCCUCCGCUCCGCGCUCCAGCGCUUGAGCCGUAAGAGAAUGGGGUCCGGCGAGGAGCAGAUGCCGACGCCUGUGAACUCGGAGACUGCAGCGGCUGGAGAAGUCGGACAUCGCUCCCAUCCCCAACCUCAACAGCAAGCGCAGCAAGUACAGCAAGCCCAAGCCCAAGCACAAAGCCCGCCCAUCGUCUUCUUCACAGCCGAGCAAGCCACCCCGACCAACCCGCUCCUAGAAUUCCGCGGCGGCGCGACCUGGGCUCGAUUCCCGCGGAACCGACGUUCAUUGGGGAUCGAUGUCUACUUGCCUAUCGACAAAUCCCCAUCUGCUACCGCCACCAUCGCCGCAGCGGAUUCCACAGCGCAGACCGAAGAACAGAACCACGGAGAAGACGAACACGAGCAAGAGGAAAAGCACGAGGACGAAGACGAAGAAGAGGUAGAAGAGCGCGUCGAGGUCCUGCCCGUGGAGCAACUGUUCCCGCUCAUCCACUUCCGGCACCUCCGCUCCCUCAAGAUCACCGGCAUGGUGCAGUCGUACCAGAGGUACAUCUGGCAAGCGGCGUGGCUAAACACGGGCCUCGAAGAGCUGGAGCUCAGCAUGGUCUGCACCCCGCGCCUCCGCCGGUCCUUCGCCGGGAACUGGCCGUACAUCAAGGGCGGAUGGACGAUGAAUCCCACCCAUUACAGUGCCCCUGUCUACUACGGCACCGGCGCCGGCACCCUCCCGCGCACCAUCGGCGAAGGCGAAUACCUGGACAAGAUCGCCCUCGAGAAGGCCAAAAUCUGCGCCAUGGUGCAAGGCCCCACGCGCAACCGGCUGUCGAUCCGCACCCUGACGCUGACGGGCUUCGUGGUCGACGCCGACCCCUUCCUGCUCUGGUUCGACGCCACGCGGCUCAAGUGCCUGCAUUUCAAGGACUACUGCGUCGACGCCGGGUUCUAUCUGUGUGAGGCCAUGCACCGCGUCUCCGUGCUGUAUCCCCGGCUGUUACUGGUUGAUGAGGAAGGCCGGGAGGCCGUCGUCGCGCGCCGGGUGAAUCUGUGGAAGGAGUUGAGGGUCGUGCAGCUACGGGGUGGACGGAAGGUUGGGCAGAUGGCGUACACUGGGCCGGGGUGUUUGGAUAGGGAGAUUCCGGAGGGGGUGGGUGGUGCUGGGCAGGAAGAGGAAGAGGAGGACGGGACCGAGGGUGCUGAUGCUCCUGCUGCUGUUCCUGCUCCUGCUGCUACCGAGUAAGCGUAGAGGAACAGAAGGACUAACUUAAGCCUAGGACUUUAUGUUUCAGGCAACUCACCACCUUGAUUUCUUACUGAGCGAGCGGGGCGUCCUUCCUCGGGGAGUAUGUU
Aspergillus aculeatinus CBS 121060 is the source of this 2131-nucleotide messenger RNA. RefSeq lists its product as uncharacterized. Lineage: Eukaryota; Fungi; Ascomycota; Eurotiomycetes; Eurotiales; Aspergillaceae. The transcript is spliced from 3 exons. Bases 261 to 2021 code for a protein of 586 amino acids. The record is from RefSeq and is a predicted model, not a curated record.